AUGAUACGGAGCGCGUGCUCCGUUGGUUGUGCCACCGUCCAAAAACUCGCUUCCAUCAUCUUUUCUGCAGCUGUCAAUCCCCCCCUGCAACGACGCGGCCUGGCACUGCCGCGUCUCCCGCUGCCGUUUCCUGCUGCUGCUUCCGAGGGGCACGCUACGAGCCCCAGAAUGAGGCAUGUCGUUGCCUUGCAGUCGAGGUCCCGAGCAGCGGCUCUCGUCCAGUUCCGCGUAGCCAUCACGAACACGCCCAACUCCGCCUCCGCCUCCCCUUGUCGACCAUGGCCCGGGGCGCAAACGAGGGCCCUUUCGACGCUGCACCAUAGGCAUCUCGGCCUUGCGAGCUACGACCACGCACAGGGUGUCCAGGAUGCCCACCGUGCCGAGUUCCUGUCGUGGAAAGCCCUCACCGGGGCCGAGCACGACGAGCAACCUCCCCCGCCACCGCUCCUCGUCUCCUUCGAGUCCACGCCGACAUUCACCCUCGGCCGCCGACAAGAAAACGUCGACGACGCGCAGCUUGCUCGUCUCCGGCGGCCGCUAGACGUCUGUCUUCGGCGGCGCCGCGAGCCCGUGCAACGCAGCUUCACCCCCGACGUGCGAAAAUCCAGCCGCGGCGGCCUGACGACCUAUCACGGACCCGGCCAGGUCGUCUUUUGGCCCGUCGUCGACAUGCACUCCCCACGAUACCCGAGGUACGGCGUCGCUUCGUAUGCGAGCCACCUCGAGGCGACGACGUCGCGCUUGCUGCGCGAACUUUUCGGCAUCCAGACGUCAACGGUCCACGACGAGCCUGGUGUCUGGGUUGCUCCAUCCAGCCGCCGCCCACGCAAGAUUGCCGCCUUGGGCGUGCAUCACAGGCGCCACGUGACGGCCCUUGGCAUCGCGUUGAAUGUCGACGUCGCCGUGGCAGGCGACGAGCAUCUCAACCCCUGGGCUAGGUUCGUCCCGUGCGGGCUCGACGGCAAGGCCGUGACUUCUGUUGCCGCCGAGGCUGGUGAGCUCCUUCCGGCAGAUUGGGAUGCCGCCGUGCUCGCCGGGCGGUGGGCAGCCAUCUUCGAAGAGGGGCUGCUGCAUGAGGAGAGGCGGAGCGGUGGUGCGUCGAGUCGGUUGCGGUAG
Drechmeria coniospora is the source of this 1116-nucleotide messenger RNA. RefSeq names its product Octanoyltransferase. The record is from RefSeq and is a predicted model, not a curated record. Bases 1 to 1116 code for a protein of 371 amino acids. The transcript has a single exon. Gene Ontology annotation, biological process: protein lipoylation. Lineage: Eukaryota; Fungi; Ascomycota; Sordariomycetes; Hypocreales; Ophiocordycipitaceae. Gene Ontology annotation, cellular component: mitochondrion.